GUCCGUCCCGUCGCCAGGAGCCAGGCCGUUCGCGUGGCCGUGGGCGAGCGCUGCCUCCCCUUCACCUUCCCGGGCUCCCCCUUUCGUUGCUCCCCCGGCGGCUCCCUGCUCUCUCCCGACCGGCGCCAUGGCGAUGAAGCAGACCCCGCUGGCGUGCUCCGGCCACACGCGGCCCGUGGUGGACCUGGCCUUCAGCGGCAUCACCCCCUACGGCUACUUCCUCAUCAGCGCCUGCAAGGAUGGUAAACCUAUGCUUCGACAGGGGGACACAGGGGACUGGAUUGGAACAUUUCUUGGUCACAAAGGAGCGGUUUGGGGGGCCACGUUGAAUGAGGACGCCACUAAAGCCGCUACAGCUGCUGCAGAUUUUACUGCCAAACUGUGGGAUGCUGUUUCGGGAGAUGAACUCCUCACUCUGGCUCACAAGCAUAUUGUCAAGUCUGUGGACUUCACUCAGGACAGCAAUUACUUGUUGACAGGAGGACAAGAUAAAUUGUUACGUAUCUAUGAUUUAAACAAGCCAGAGGCAGACCCUGAGGUGGUCAGUGGUCACACGUCUGGUAUUAAAAAGGCUCUGUGGAGCAGUGAUGAUACACAGAUCCUUUCAGCAGAUGACAAAACAGUCAGACUCUGGGACAGAAAUACAAUGACAGAAGUGAAGGCGAUCAAUGUUGCCAUGUCCGUGAGUAGCAUGGAAUACGUGCCUGAAGGGGAGUUAAUAGUCAUCACCUAUGGCCGGACCAUUGCCUUUCACAGUGCGGAAACACUGGAACAGAUUAAAUCAUUUGAGGCACCUGCAACAAUCAAUUCUGCAUCUCUCCAUCCGGAGAAAGAAUGUCUAGUUGCUGGUGGUGAAGAUUUUAAACUUUAUAAAUAUGAUUAUAAUACCGGUGAAGAAUUAGAAUCCUACAAGGGGCACUUUGGGCCGAUUCACUGUGUCAGAUUUAGCCCAGAUGGGGAGUUGUACGCUAGCGGCUCAGAGGAUGGAACGCUGAGGCUGUGGCAGACGACAGUCGGGAAAACAUAUGGUCUCUGGAAAUGUGUGAUUCCUGAAGAAGAAGGCGGAGAGCUGGCAAAGGCUAAAGUCAAUCUUCCAGGAACUGCAGAAGAAGAAUUAGAAGACCUUGGCUCUGAAAAUACAGAUUCCAUCUAUAGCACAACCCCCGAGGUUAAAGCUUGAGCGUCACAGCCGUUAAGGACAACACGGGAACACGUCAAUCCCCAAAAGAAAAAAAAACGGAAAAAAAAAAACAGCAGUCAUAUGCAGCAGCCUCCCAGGGUGCAAAGUGAACCGAAGGCAAAUAGGGGGCAGUAAUUGAUGAGAAUGGGUAGGAACAGGUUGUCAAGAAAGAUGGAAUAGAGACAAAAAGUAACGGUUUGGCUGUCUUUUAGCGUCAUUGCCUUUCGUUAAGUCUGAACAUAACCAGGCGCCAAGAUCCUCUUUCUCCAGUGUUGAUUAAGUCAUUGUAGUGUUUUAUUAUUGAAGAGAAAUGUAACGGUAUCUUGGUUAGAGUAUGUUCUCUGAAAGUGGGAAGGGUGACAAAAGGCGGGGGUCAUUUGGUUAAAUAAAAUAUUUGUGGUCUAGGGGCAUUUGCCCCCCCCCCCACUUUUAUUGUACACUGCUUCUGUUUCCAAUCAUCUAAAUAAAAUGCUCCCACGAUAGCACUCCUAGAAGAUGUUACAAAGUGUACCAGGUUAAUUCAUCUGUUUCCGAACAGUACUGAGUAGCCCGGGGCUUUGAAAAAAAAAAGGGGGGGAGCUAAGAUUUGGGGUGGUUUUUGCACGAUAGGUGGAUGAAUGCCCUACUGCUUGAAGCUUGUGUGUUCUACUCCAAUAAAACCUCAUAUUCAAAAGUCUCUAAAGAUAACACGUGGAGCAUCUCUGUAUUGAUUGCCUCUGGUCAAAAUUGCUCAUAUACUAUCGGAAUUGACACUCUGUAAAAACGUACCUACUUAGCCAUUGUAUUUCUUCUGGACUUCUUUUGAAUGGAAGCAGCUAAGUAUUUCUAUAUAAUUUUUAAUGUUUUUUUUUUUUCAAAACCGAACUGUAUGUAUACAUUAAAUAAUUCAUAUGCUGCAUAAGAAUAAAAUGGUGGUUCAAAGAA
This is a messenger RNA of Protobothrops mucrosquamatus (brown spotted pit viper), 2104 nucleotides long. It is a transcript of the gene STRAP, whose product is annotated as serine/threonine kinase receptor associated protein. Bases 128 to 1180 code for a protein of 350 amino acids. The record is from RefSeq and is a predicted model, not a curated record. The transcript has 10 exons. Gene Ontology annotation, biological process: spliceosomal snRNP assembly. Gene Ontology annotation, cellular component: SMN complex. NCBI's taxonomy places the organism in Eukaryota, Metazoa, Chordata, Lepidosauria, Squamata, Viperidae. Gene Ontology annotation, molecular function: protein binding; RNA binding.